AUGGAGCGAGAGCUCAGCAGCACCCAGGUCCGAAAGCUGGACGAGUUCAUAGAGGAUCACCUUCUUCCCGACACCACCUUCCUUACUGAGUUCAGAGCAGACGUGGACUUCAUAAGCGCUUUCCUGGAGAAGAGAUGCUUCCAAGGUGCCGCCCACCCUGUGAGGGUCUCCAGGGUUGUGAUGGGAGGCUCCUACGAUGAACACACCACACUCAAGGGCAGGUCAGAGGCCAACAUGGUGGUGUUCCUUAACAACCUCACCAGCUUUGAGGAGCAGUUAAAGCGAAGGGGAGAGUUCAUUGAGGAAAUUCGCGAACACCUGUGCCAGCUGCAGCAGGAGGAACAAUUUAGAGAGAAGUUUGAGGUCCUGAGCUCAAAGCAGCCCAAUUCCAGGUCUCUGAGCUUCAAGCUGAGCUACCCCAAGUUUCAGCAGGAGGUGGAGUUUGAUGUGCAGCCAGCCUAUGAUGUCCUGUAUGAACUGAGAAACCUCCAGCACCUUGACUCCUGUAACUACAGCAAAAUCUACGCCCAACUCGUCCAUGAGUGCACCACCCUGGAGAAGGAGGGCGAGUUCUCCAUCUGCUUCACUGACCUCCAUCAGAGCUUCCUGAGGUAUCGUGCACCCAAGCUGUGGAAUCUCAUCCGUCUGACCAAGCACUGGUAUCAGCUGUGUGAGGAGAAGCUGAGGAAGCCACUGCCCCCACAAUAUGCCCUGGAGCUGCUCACAGUCUACGCCUGGGAAUGCGGGACCCAAGACAGUUCUGGACUACAUACAGCCCAGUGCUUCCGAACGGUCUUAGAACUGAUCACUAAGUAUCAGCAUCUUCGAGUCUACUGGACAUGGUGUUAUGACUUUAAAGACGAGGAGGUGUCUGUCUACCUGCACAGACAGCUCCGAAAAGACAGUCCUGUGAUCCUGGACCCGGCAGACCCAACAAGGAAUGUGGCAGGUUCAGACUUACAGGCCUGGGAACUGCUGGGAGGAGAGGCUGCGACCUGGCUGAAGUCAUCUUUCUUUAGAAACAGUGAUAUGUUCCGCGUGCACUCCUGGGAUGUGCCGCCAGAGACACAAGGAUGUACCAUCUUGUAA
Messenger RNA from Apodemus sylvaticus (European woodmouse), 1089 nucleotides. Its product is annotated as inactive 2'-5' oligoadenylate synthetase 1C-like. Lineage: Eukaryota; Metazoa; Chordata; Mammalia; Rodentia; Muridae. The transcript has 6 exons. The record is from RefSeq and is a predicted model, not a curated record. Gene Ontology annotation, biological process: negative regulation of viral genome replication; regulation of ribonuclease activity; defense response to virus. Gene Ontology annotation, cellular component: nucleoplasm; membrane; cytosol. Gene Ontology annotation, molecular function: double-stranded RNA binding; nucleotidyltransferase activity. The coding region runs from base 1 to 1089 and encodes 362 amino acids.